CGGCCAUAUUAUAAGCGGCUGCAGUCCGCGCUAGUUAAUGUUAGCCCGAACCACCAAGAGAGUCGCAUCUGACAAGAUUGCGUGUACUUUGCGUGUACUUACGCACUUUUAGUUGACGAUAAUCCAUUAUACAAUUCCGGUUUAUACGCUCUUAACAGUAUCUUAUUGAAUUUGUUACUUAUUUUAUUGUAUCCUCUGAAUAGUUAUACACCAUCAAUAGACGUGAUUAGUUAAAACACUCUUUUUGAUACAUUAGACGUUCGUGUCUUUAAUCACGUCCUCAGUGUCAGUGAACUGGUUCAUAUUCAAGUGUUGAACAUUGUCGCUUUUUUGCGAUAAUUCGCAGAUUUUUUAGUGAAUUUUUUAUUAUUUUUAGAACGUUCUCCAAAUAAAACAUGAUGCAGUUUCAUCAGCAAAGUCAAUCUUCAUCGCUUCUAGCUCCUAACUUAUCUUCGCAGUUGCCAAUAGUGACUAAUAAAAGUCAACGCUCGUGUCAAUCAUUGAACAUCUUAUUACCAACGCCAACGACGACCAUGUCGAGGGGCAAAGUAGCUCACUUCUCCUCAUCAUUCUUCAGCCGUAGAAGCGUCGUUUGCCGACCUGUACUUUUUUCCGUAUUUGCCUGGUCUGUUGUUCUACUUUUCAUCUUAUCUUCUUUCGGCGUCGCUGAUGCUGCUGUACUCACGGGCCAUCCACUUGGUAAACGAUCGUACAUAGAUCUAGGAUGCAAGGGUGUUUACGAUAAAAGUAUCUUCGCCCGGCUUGAUCGAGUUUGUGAAGACUGCUACAAUCUUUUCCGAGAACCACAAAUUCAUAGUCUCUGCAGGCAGGAAUGCUUUAGCAGCAAAUACUUUACGAGUUGCAUUCAGGCACUGCUGCUUGAAGAUGAAAUGGAGAAGUUUCAAGAGAUGGCGGAAUACCUCGGCCGUAGAAAAUAAAAGAGAAAUACUUAUAAAGAAAAAACGCUGGUGCGAGGAACGAGAAGUCUGUCAUAUGGGUGCAAAAUGAAUAACCAUCAAAUCUGGAUAACAGUCAUAGUUGUUAUACAAUAUGACAUUGGAAUAAUAAAAAAUGACGCUUUGCAAUAAGUAACCCCGUUAAAAGAUACCCUUGAUGAGUCUUCCAGUUUCGUCGUGUCCGGCAACUUAAACGAAACGAUAUAUGUAUAUGUAUAUAAAAAGGACUAUACAUCCCAUAUUACAAAUUCUAGUCAAUAAAAUAUAUCUAUAGCGUAUUGUUUUUUAAAUGUAAUAAGUAGCACAAAUACGCAACUAAACAAUAGACAGUAAUGGAUAGAUAUAUGUACAUGACAAGCAUACAUACAGAUGCAUAUACACUCUAAUUUAAGUAUUGAGAGAACGAAAGGAAAUCAUAAGAAGAAAGAAAUGCAAGAAAAGGGAAUGAAAAUUGAGUACUGAACGUGAACAUGUAUGUAACGCAUGAAAUUUGUUAGGUAAAGUUUAUUAUCGCUUAUUAUUACUAUUUUUAUUAUUAUUAUUAUUAUUAUUAUUAUUAUUAUUAUAUUAUAUAUUAUAUCAUAUUAUUAUUUUUAUUAUUAUUAUUAUUAUUAUUAUUAUUGUUAGUUUAACUUUUUUAAAGUUUAGUACUAUCGCAAUGAAUAUCGAUAAUGACAUUUAUUAGCAUGACAUUUCAAGAGAAUGAAAAAAAAAUGUCAGAAAUGAUUUGACAUUUUUAAGUAUUACAGUUUUUUAUGAUAUUAUUUUUACUAUGUAAAUAUAGACAAAGUUUAAUGUUAUUGUAUUGUUUUCAAAGAAAAAUUAGGAAAGAAACAAAAUUGAGUAUUUGUACACUUAGUAUUUAUUUAUUAUUUUUCAAUUUUAUCGCUGAGCGGUUUAUUAAAUUCAAUAAUAUUAAUAUAAAAAAUUAACAAUGAAAAAAUUAUUAAGGUCGCGGGUGAUCGAAUACAUUCCAAAACCAGUAUUUAUUUUCUACUUUACAUUUUUAAUUCUUAUAUUCGUUACUAGUCUUGAAAAAAAAAAAAACAAUAUAGCCUGCAGUUUUAUAUUUAACUCAUUUUACAUUUACAAACAGUUUUUAUUCUCAUAAAUGAAUCUUAUUCCUGAAAUAGUCCACAAGUACUACUCUGAAAAUAUUGGAUUUUUCGAUUAUUUUAUUGACAUUUUUGAAUUUGUAAUUAUUUUUUAAAUUGAGGUAAAUAUCUCAGGCAGUAUUUAACUCGUAGAUAAAGUCUUAAGUAUCUUAUUUAAUUUUUUUUUUUCCCACACUUCAUUAUUGUUAUCAUCAUUAUUUUUAUCAUUAUCAUUCGUAAGAAAAUUCGAUUUUUUGAAUAUUCAUAAACAAAUAAUAUUUUUAGUACAAUUAAAUACUAAUCAUUUAAAACAUUUGACCGUUAUUAUCAAAUAAAUGUUUGUUUUAAAUCUAUUGAUCUAUAUUUCGUACAAUAUUUAUUGCAUAAAUAUUACUUAAUAAUAUUAAAGAAGAAGAAACAGAUGAUUACAAUUCGUCGAAACUGAGAUAUUUACUUUAACAUUCUCAUCAUUCCGAGGGUAACCAUCAUUAAUGAGGUUUAGUCAUUAGUGAAAAUUAUGUUCAAAUGUCAUUGCAUUUAUAUUUUUGCAAAAAUAAAUUAAUAUUUCAUCAAAUUAAUGGUAAAAAUCGAUACUCGCGGACCAUUAAAUGUAUGUAGAAUUAUAUUAUUCUACUAACAAUAAGUAAAAAGAGAGUGUAAGAUUAAGUAAUGAAUACAUAUGUAUGAGUGAAAGUAUAAAAAAAAAAGAAGGAACAAAUAGAAUAAUUUACUUAUUUUUGCAGGCAUGCAAUAUAAUGAGUGUACGUCGCACAUUUAAUUAUAUUUAUUUUUUAAAAAUUUAUUUACUAUUUAAAUUAUGUACCGAUCAUACAUAGUAU
This is a messenger RNA of Chelonus insularis, 2889 nucleotides long. It is a transcript of the gene ITP, whose product is annotated as ion transport peptide. NCBI's taxonomy places the organism in Eukaryota, Metazoa, Arthropoda, Insecta, Hymenoptera, Braconidae. Bases 396 to 938 code for a protein of 180 amino acids. The transcript has 3 exons. The record is from RefSeq and is a predicted model, not a curated record. Gene Ontology annotation, biological process: circadian rhythm. Gene Ontology annotation, molecular function: neuropeptide hormone activity. Gene Ontology annotation, cellular component: extracellular region.